Dujonia railenensis is the source of this 4518-nucleotide messenger RNA. Lineage: Eukaryota; Fungi; Ascomycota; Pichiomycetes; Serinales; Debaryomycetaceae. The record is from the annotation of a GenBank genome assembly.
AUGGCUCAACUAGGCUCGGAAGAGCUACUUGUGUUGAAGAAAAAACUCAUUAAAAGUAACGUUGGUUCGUUCUUUCACGACGUAUCUUCUGGUGAGUUGCAAAGUUUCCAGUGCGUCUAUGCUACUCUUCUCGAUGUAAAGGUGAACGAAUCUGGUGAUAAAACUAAGGUGUUAUGCUGCGAUGUGCUAUCAAUUUGGUUGCUAAGAUAUACGCAAUGUGUGAGAAAGAAAUCUAGCUUGGAAAAACUACUCGCAAGGUCAGAUAUUAAUAGUCUAUUCCAGUACAUUGUGGACUUCCUAGAGCAAAGUUCUGGUCCGAGUCUGAAUGCUUUGAAUGUGCUUUUAUUGAAGCUGAUAGAUACGGUAAUUGUGACGUUUGCAAGUGAAAAGGAUGAAAUAUUUCAAAAAUGGAUCGAUACUGUGAUGAAUUUAUCCAUCACCACUAGAUCUAAGUACCAAUUAAUCGAAGUAUUGGGCAAGCUGACCAAUCCCAAGUACAUAUUAGAUAAGUAUCCGACAUUUGCUAACAAUUGUAUUUCCAUAAUGUGGUCCGAUGCACUUGCAAAUUCGGCAAGUAAGUCAUUUGCAACGAUUUACAGAGGUAUCUAUGAGCCUACUGAGCAUGCUACGUGGAUCCAACUUUGGCAAAGCUCUGUUAUGGAAGGACUUCGCAACUUGAAACUGCGUAAGAAUAUACAGACCUACUUACUCCCGUUAUUGUUUACCAUUUCACAAGAAAGCUUCUCCAGCUUUAUGAAUCUUAGCUUCAAAACAUCUAAAGCUUCAAUAGAUACUGAUAUAGAUCUACUUAUAGGUGUGGCCAAAGUAGGCCAAGAUUUAGCUAUUGUCACCGAGCCAUUUGACCCUCAAGACAAAGAUUCAGUCAUUCCUUUACCAAUCUUAAUAGAUAUUAUGACUCACCAAUCUCCAAAGUACAGAUUGGCAUCCUUUGCAUUAUUUUUGGGAUCUCCUAAGAGCUCUGUGCCAAUACCUCAGUACAUUCUCGAUACUUUGGUUGACAAGAAUAUAAUAGAAACAUUUUUCAUGGAUUAUGAUGAUACUGACAUUCGUAAUGAUUUCGUAUCCUCUAUGAAACAAUUUCUCAUGAGAAUUUUAGAUUCAUCCUACUCAGCUAAUAGAGAUUUAACUAAACUUCAAAAGAAAAAUGUGGAGAGCGACAGACAAGACUCAUUGAAGAAAUAUUUACUAUCGGCGAAACGUUUCUUGCAAUGGCUAGUAAAGUUUUUAUUGAAAAAUCUUGCACCAGCAUCAAAUUAUGCACAAUUAUUCUUAGGAUUUCAUAUUACUGAAUAUUUAAUUACAUUAGGCUUAGACAAUUCAGUGGUGUUAACACCACAUGAUGCUACAGGAGUAACUAAAAGCAAGAAGUCAAACUCUGGUAUCAAAUUUCCUUAUUCAAUCGAAAUAUUUAGUGAUUCAUUGAUUCGUAUUUUGAUGGAUAAUAUUACAAAUAAUUAUGAAGAUCUAAGAGAGAAAAGUGUUUCCUUAUUAUUAAUGUGCCCUAAGGAAAAGAUAGCCGAAGUUCUAAUUGGCAAUUCCAAUCAACUGGAAAGAAUAAUCAGCGUUAGCAUCGAAAUUUUACUGGACCUCAAGGGCAGGAAAAGUGAAGGAGGAGCAAGAGUGUUACAGUUCUUGACACAAGCAUAUCAAAGGCUCGAAUUCAAUACUAAAAUAAUCGACUUGUUUGAUCUAUUGUACAAUAGGAUUGAUUCAGUUUUAGAUAAAUCGGCUGUACUCCUGCCGUCUUUUGAAACGGUAGCUCCUCAAGAUAGACUUCAUGGUGUUUUUACAGCAUUGAGGCUAAUGCUUUCAAGUUUGGAGCCAGAAAUGUUUCCUGUCAACCAUUCAUUCUAUGAAAGAUUAUUUUCUAAAUUUAUUGGAGAAUAUUAUCCUAAAAUUUGGACGUUUGUUAAACCCGUGUUGGGCAAUACUACCGGAGACUUAAGUGAAGUAGAAGAAAAACUAACCUUAAAUUAUAGUUGGAAGUUAGUCAAGGAAUCAACGUCGUAUUUAAAAUUUAUUUUGGAUAUUUCUUCUAAGCAUCCUCGCUUAAUUAAAAAGGAAGAAUUUUUGAGCAUCGUUGAUAUAACCAUCGAUCAGCUAUCCUCGGUUAACCAUAGAGGAGCAUUUUCUUCUGUUUAUCCUACCUUCAUUGCCUGUUGUGAAUGCUGUCUUCAACUGAGUGAUUCGGAUCUACAAAGGAAGCCAUUUGAAUGGUUGAAAAGUAACAUUUUACUUCUUGAACUGAAAACUCAACUCAUCAGUAGAAGAUCCGGUGGAUUGCCAUAUUUGAUUACAGGUAUUCUUACUGCUGGCAAAAAUAGUAGAAACUAUAAUGUUAUAGAACAAGAAGAAACAUUAUUAUCUUUCUCAAUGAAGGAAUUAAUUCGUAUUGCUAGCAUCCCCUAUGUUCCAAAUGCAGAUGAAAAAAUGGAUAUUUCUCAAGUCCAUGCAUUUAACAGUAUGAAGCAUAUAUUCAUAGACUCACAGCUUUCCGAUGAUAGUGUUUUCUUUGUAAAAGAUGCUUUGAGAAUUGCUCUUGUAAAUUGCAAUUCUAAAACAUGGGCCAUCAGAAAUUGCGCAGUUAUGCUUUUCACAGCAUUGCAAAAUAGACUAUUUGGAACUAAGAAGCUUGGGGGUAUUAUCCCAACCGUUAGUGCAAAGUCAUUCUUUAACAAAUACGACGGAAUUGAAAACAUUCUACUUUCAAAUUUAGACAAUUCAUUAAGUGGAGAUUCAAACGUAGAAUCUGUCUUUCCUAUAAUAACCAUUUUAAUGAGAUUGGAAUCCAAUAAUGAUACAGAGGAAUCAAGUUUAAAAAGAUUCGAAACAUUAUUACAUGGAUACUUGAGCCAUAAAUCUUGGAAAAUUAGAGAAGUGGCUGCAAGAGCAUUAGCAGCAGUAGUACAGCCAAUUGAAAUUGAAAAUUUCCUUAUUAAAUUACUCGAAGAAUUUCAUGCAAAUGUUCUGUUUAAUAAAAGACAUGGUAUCUUGUUAACAAUUUUGGAAAUUAUCAAAAGAAUUAAUUUAAAACUUCCAGAUAUUGAAACUUUACACUUGUGCCUUGAGCACUUAAUAAUAAGGGCUCACUCAUUCAUACAUUAUGGCCAAACAUUUGACUGGGCCAUAAAUAAAGUUUAUAUCGACAUUCUCUUGCAUAUUCAUGAUUUGGAAUUGCCCUCAUCUGCUGUACAGUAUUUGUCUACCUUUAUUAUAAAGAACUACCUUAGUUCAGAUGCAAUGAUAGGGGGUCUGGAGCAAUUAUUUUUGCAGGAAACUAUUAAUCUUUUGUUAUCCCAGCAUUUGCAUAAAUCUCAAAUUAAAGAAUGCAUAGAAUUGAUCAAUAUCUGUAUAUUAUCUAAAGAAGCAUACGAAGUACAGCUAGUUGGAAUUUCUUUUUGCAAGAAGCACUAUAGUGUAUUGCGCCAAAGUGGAACAUUCGAUAGAGAAUGGACACAAUUAAAUGAUGAUAUAUGGCUGAUGAUUAUACGUAGUGAUAACAGUUGGAGUUUAGUCAAGUCAGCGGCAUUAUCUUUAUCCCAGAAGUUGUUGUCUUCAUCAAAACACUACAUCAUGAAAUCUGACGAAGAAUUAUCUUCAAUGGUUGCCCUAUUAAAAGAAUUUACUGUUUGUGGAGAUUUUAGCGAAGAUGUUAACUCAAUGGCCCUUGAAGUCUUGGGCCCAUUGAGUGCAGAACUUCUCAAAAGAAACAAAGAAUUCGCCGUACUGAACAUUAACGAUUUCUUCUUACUUGUUUCAAUUUAUGCAGAUGACGACAAGCCAUUUGAUAAUAGGUAUUCUGCUAUUAAUGCAGUUUCUGCAUUCGUGGAAUCGUUUACCAACGAAUUAACUGAUAAAGUAUACACGAGUUAUAUGUGUAAAGCAAUUUUUUCCCUCUACUUUGCUUUGUCGGAUGAUGACCGUGAAAUUAGAGACUUAGCGUCAUCUACAUUGUCCAGGCUCUUUGAUUUUAAGUUUGAAUCUGGAAAUUUAGCUGUUUCCAAAUACAUUGUUGAGAAUGUUUUGAAUUUAUUCAAUGUUUCUGAUGUCGAGAGUGAUUUAGUUCCCCUACUAUGCGACGAAAAGAAAUCAAUAUCUGCUACUAUUCUGUUGAUUCAAAAGCAAGAGUCAGAUGCGAAUUCCUUAUUUGAUAUCGAAGCUGUUAAUUUGUACAGAAACGAACUACAACUACAUCUGGAGAUAGUUUCCAUAGUAAGGCAAUUACCUCUUCUGCCUGAGUCUGUUAUAAGAAUGAAAUCUGCUAUGAGAAGAGACUUUGAAGUUGUCAAUGAAUUCAUCAACACUAAAGGUUCAGAUGGGUAUAUUGGUUGGACAAGAAGUGAGUUCGCAUACACAGCCAUGUACAAACUCAUAUCGAACUUGAACUUGCUUAAAGAGUUAGAUCUUACUGAACUGGAAGAAGUGAAUAAGUUCGAAUUAAAGCUUGAGCAGCGGAAUAUUCAUCCUUUACUUAAGGAUAUGCUAACCUGUAAAUAG